Penicillium oxalicum is the source of this 429-nucleotide messenger RNA. RefSeq lists its product as uncharacterized. The transcript has a single exon. Gene Ontology annotation, biological process: regulation of DNA-templated transcription. NCBI's taxonomy places the organism in Eukaryota, Fungi, Ascomycota, Eurotiomycetes, Eurotiales, Aspergillaceae. The coding region runs from base 1 to 429 and encodes 142 amino acids. The record is from RefSeq and is a predicted model, not a curated record. Gene Ontology annotation, molecular function: zinc ion binding; DNA-binding transcription factor activity, RNA polymerase II-specific.
AUGGAGGGGGGUUCAGGAGGAGUGAUCCCACCGCAGGAGAUCUCGCGGGGCAUCUGCACCCGCCUCACCCAGUGGCUGUGGCCUGGUCGGUGGAGUCUUGGUUGUGACUCUUCAACAUCGACUGGGCUUGGCGGUGCACCCUCGGGACUGGCCGCUGCCUCACGCCCGCAACUGCAGAUCGAGCCCCGUGCGAGCGCCUCGCUGGACUGCAAAGCCUGCCGAGAGCGGGGGAUCGUGUGUGAUCAGACCCGACCACAGUGUGGGAAAUGUUACGAGCAGCAGACUCUGUGUUUUUACAUCAGCCCAACCUACAAGACAAAGCGGCUGACGAGGACGAGUCGGAUCAAAAGAGUAACCGCAGAAGAAGGGAAUCCAGAUCACCUCGCUAGCAGCGCCUGUCUGCUUGCCUGCGCCGCUACCGACGACUGA